UAACUUUGGAAUUUGGCCAACUUAUGCGCUGGGCUUACAGCCGAGGCUCAUGCUGUCUAAACAAAAAUACGAAACCUGUGUCCUCAGGCUUUUCCAUUUCUGAAGUUUCUGUAAGGAGAAGGCUAAAUCCAAUAAUUAACUACCAUCGAUAAGAGAAACCUCAUAAACCCUAAACCCGCCGGUGUUUUUCUUCUGAAAAAAUCGCGAGGCUAGCCACUCCUGCGAUUGGUCCGCCAUGGUGAAGAGAAGCAAGAAAAGUAAGAGUAAGAGGGUCACGUUGAAACAGAAGUACAAGAUUAUAAAGAAGGUUAAAGAGCAUCACAAGAAGAAGGCGAAAGAAGCCAAAAAACUUGGACUCAGUAAAAAACCCAAGAAGGAGAAGGAUCCAGGCAUCCCCAAUGACUGGCCUUUCAAGGAACAGGAGCUCAAGACCCUCGAGGAACGCCGUGCUCGUGCACUUGAAGAACUCGAGCAGAAGAAAGCUGCUCGCAAAGAAAGGGCAAGAAAGAGAAAGUUGGGAAUUCUGGAUGAUGAUGACACUAUGAAUGAAAAUGUUGCUAGCAAGAGGCAGGACGUCGGAGAGGGUGAUGCCUCAACUUCACUUGGCAAAAACCGAGAUCACUCAGAGAGAGCUUUUUACAAGGAGUUAGUCAAAGUCAUUGAAGCUUCUGAUGUUAUUUUAGAAGUACUUGAUGCCCGAGAUCCCAUUGGUUCCCGGUGCGUGGAUAUGGAAAAGAUGGUUAUGAAGUCAGGUCCUGAGAAGCAUCUUGUUUUGUUGCUUAAUAAAAUAGAUCUCGUCCCAAAGGAAGCUGCUGAAAAGUGGCUUAAAUACCUCAGAGAGGAGUUGCCUACUGUGGCUUUUAAGUGUAGCACGCAGGAACAGAAGUCAAACCUUGGGUGGAAAUCUUCCUCGAAAGCAGGGAAAACUAGCAAUUUACUGCAGACUAGUGAUUGUCUUGGAGCUGAAACGCUUUUAAAGUUGUUAAAGAACUACUCAAGAAGCCACGAGAUUAAGAAAUCUAUAACUGUUGGGGUUAUUGGGCUGCCAAAUGUUGGGAAAAGUAGCUUGAUUAAUAGUUUGAAGAGGUCGCAUGUUGUCAAUGUUGGUGCCACCCCUGGCUUAACACGGUCAAUGCAAGAAGUACAGCUAGACAAGAAUGUGAAAUUGUUGGAUUGUCCUGGUGUGGUAAUGCUUAGAUCUUCCGGAGAUGAUGAUGCAUCAAUAGCACUUCGGAACUGCAAGAGAAUAGAGAAGCUGGAUGACCCAGUUAGUCCUGUAAAGGAAAUUCUCAGGCUUUGUCCAGAGAAACUGUUGGUGUCCCUGUACAAAAUUCCCAGCUUUGAUUCAGUUGAUGACUUCCUGCAAAAGGUUGCAACUGUUCGGGGUAAGCUGAAAAAAGGUGGCAUCGUAGAUAUUAAUGCUGCAGCAAGGAUAGUAUUGCAUGAUUGGAACGAGGGUAAAAUUCCGUACUACACAAUGCCUCCAACAAGAAGUGAUGAAGGGAAUUCGGAGGCAAAGAUUGUUUCAGAGUUUGGAAAAGAAUUUAAUGUAGAUGAAGUAUAUGGCAAUGAGUCCUCAAUUAUUGGUAGCUUGAAAUCCGUUGACGACUUUAACCCUGUUGAAGUUCCAGGAAAUUCUCCUUUCAAUUUGGGUGAUCAAAUGCUUGAGGUUUGUGGUCUCCAUAAGUAUUCUCUACAUUUUACAUGUGUCUAUUAUUUUAGCCUUCACGUAGUUAAUUGCUUUUGCAUGUCAGCUCUGAUUUUGGAAACAUUUAUUGUUUGAGAAUGGCAAGCUACAUUUUGAGUUAUUGAUGGAGAAGGAACUAAUAAGCUUGAGAGUGUUUGUCCUUUGGGGAAAAGUUAAAAACUCUACCCUCAUUGUUAUGAUUAAAAUGAGCCAACUACUAUGCAUAGUCAUCUUGUUCUGGUUAGCCUGCUGUCAUAAACUUAGGUCUGAGUGCCUGAUUUGAGAGUAGACAUGAGAUGUGUUUUUGUGAAAUAUGGGAUUACUGAUAAUUUGCGUUUAUCAUUUAUUUAUGGCCUACCUGACAUUUUAGGAUAAAACACUCCCGACACAGCAAAGUAAAGAUAUGGAAGACAAUAAAGAUGAUGAAGACCAGAGCAUGGAUUCAGAAGAUGACACUGGGCCAUCAAAAGCCAAGACGGCCAAUAGCAGGCAAAACGAGAAGCUAUAUGCUGAAGAAGGCAUGCUCAACACCAAGUUGAAAAAAGCAGAGAAGAAAAGGAGGAAGAAAGAGAACAAGUCGACUCCCAUGGAGGAUGAUACCAAAGAUGACGAUGAUUACGACUUCAAGGUAGAUUAUGUCAAUAAGGGAUCUGCCAUGGACACCGGCGAGGAAGCUGAACCGGAGGGCAGCAAGUCAGCAAACAGAUUUGAGCUUCCAGCUGGAUUUGAUUUAAAUGAAUGAGUUUUUCUUGGAAAGAAAUUUUGACCAUUUAUUCUGUCUUUUUUCUUUGAAUAUUAACACUAAUAUUUAUCACCAUUGUAUUUUUGCGAUGAUAUAAGUUAUUAUUGAAUCAAAAUUUUAAAGCAUCUAGCUAGUGUUUACCAACUAUCCCUAAAGCCCAGAUGAAUUUUAAUCUCGUCACUGUUAUAAAAUUCUGGCGUACUACUAAAGUUGGGAUGUUACAUC
Oldenlandia corymbosa var. corymbosa is the source of this 2654-nucleotide messenger RNA. The record is from the annotation of a GenBank genome assembly. Lineage: Eukaryota; Viridiplantae; Streptophyta; Magnoliopsida; Gentianales; Rubiaceae.